AGAAAAACUUUUUCAAGGAACUCAGGAUGUUGACAUUGACUAACUAGGACUCAUCUGCUUUAUCUAUUUUACUGCUCACAGGAGUUCACAAAUGAUUAUCUUCAAUGCCACUGGCUGAGCAAUAAUCCAUACUUAUCAGAUGCUGCACUGGAAUUGUCUCCAAAGAUGGAAGUUCUGGGUCGUAACUUCACAGGAGAUUCUGCAGAAACACCGUACUGUUUUCCACAAGUGAAAGGAUCCUGCCUACGAAGUCAAACACUGAUCCUUAUCAAGGUGGUCGUGUACAUAUUUGUAACCUUCAUCAUUCUGAUGACUAUCUGUGGGAACCUGCUGGUCAUCAUCUCCAUCUCUCAUUUCAGACAGCUCCAUUCUCCAACAAAUCUCCUCGUCCUCUCUUUAGCAUUCACCGACUGGUUCUUGGGGGGUUUUGUUAUGCCGUAUAGCAUGAUCAGAUCUGUGGAAAACUGUUGGUAUUUUGGAGAAACAUUUUGUAAGAUUCACUCCAGCCUUGACAUUACGCUGGGCAUUGCAUCUCUUUUGCACCUGGGUCUCAUUUCUGUUGACAGAUAUUUUGCCAUCUGUAAGCCUCUACAGUACAGGACCUCAGUAACCAUGCACAAGGUAGCAGCCCUUGUUGGAAUCACCUGGAUGUUUUCCUUUGCAUUUGGGUUUGGGGUGAUUCUCUCUGAAAGUAAUUUAAUUGGCAUAGAGGAGUUAUUCAUGAACUCUUGCACAGGCACCUGUUUAAAUAUUUUCAAUAAGCAAGGGGGGGUGAUAGCUUCUUUUGUGUCCUUCUUCAUUCCAGGUACAGUGAUGACCAGCCUCUAUAUGAAGAUUUUACAUGUUGCAAAAUUGCAAGCGAGAAAGAUCAACUGCAGCAUGGCAAUGACAAGAGCACUGCCUGAAAAAAAGUAUUGCACAUCUGAACAAAAAGAGAAGAAAGCUGCAAAGACUCUAAGCAUUGUUCUGGGGGUCUUUCUCUUGUGCUGGUUGCCAUUUUUCCUGAUGCUUACUGUUGAUCCUUUUCUUGAUUUUUCUACACCUGCUAUUGUAUUUGAUGCUCUUUCAUGGUUGGCGUACUUAAAUUCUACCUGCAACCCUCUCAUUUAUGGAUUUUUCUAUCCCUGGUUUCAGAAGGUGUUUAAAAUGAUGUUAUCAGGGCAGAUUUUUCAGAAUGGCUCUUCAUUAUUAAACAUUUACGCAGAUAACAAGUGAUCAAAAAUGCCUGUAAGAGUUUCUCAUACAGUUGUAAAAUGAUCACAUUUUUCUACCUGCUAUUUUAUGAAAUUAACCUCUCAGACAAGUUUAAGUAAAUCUCAUGCAAUAUGCCAUAUUAAUAUUUUUGAUGACUAAAAUAGUUUCAGAGGGAGGUGAUUUUCAUAAUAGUCAAAUGGUAAUUGGUCAUUGGAAAUAUCUUUUUAAGUGACAGAUUAAUUUAAAAUAAAUAAAAUGUGAAUAAUAAAUGAGCCAAAGAAAUACAUUACUCUUACAUGUAGUUAUGUUUUGGACUCUAAAUUAAUGACUAUAAAUGUAUGCUAUUGUGACCUGGCCUACGUACAACCAUUCUUUAGGUGGGUGAAAUUUUAUGGAAGAUCAAAUGUGACAAAAUUAAAUAAAUAUUUUGAUAAUUAAAUAAAUAAAAAAGCAA
Messenger RNA from Anguilla anguilla (European eel), 1648 nucleotides. RefSeq names its product trace amine-associated receptor 4-like. Bases 166 to 1215 code for a protein of 349 amino acids. Gene Ontology annotation, molecular function: trace-amine receptor activity. Lineage: Eukaryota; Metazoa; Chordata; Actinopteri; Anguilliformes; Anguillidae. Gene Ontology annotation, cellular component: membrane. The record is from RefSeq and is a predicted model, not a curated record. The transcript is spliced from 2 exons. Gene Ontology annotation, biological process: G protein-coupled receptor signaling pathway.